AUGUCAGUAGAAGAAACAGAUACCGAAGUCAUCCUGACGCAUCCUGAAAACAGCAAGACCUUUGUCAAGAUCCUCAAGUAUGGCGCUACUGUCUACUCCUGGAGUCUAGAGGGCCAAGAACAGCUGUGGUUAUCCUCAGCUGCCAAGCUGGACGGGUCAAAGCCUGUGCGUGGUGGUAUUCCAUUGGUGUUUCCUGUAUUUGGAAAGAACGAGGAUGAUGAGUUCCUCAGCAAACUGCCCCAGCAUGGCCUAGCCAGAAACUCUACUUGGGAGUUUCUGGGCCAGGUUAGCGCUAACCCUCCUACGGUGCAGUUUGGACUGGGCCCCGAGUUGGCUAACCCCGAGCUGACAAAGCUAUGGCCAAUGGACUACUCUUUGAUUUUGACGGUCGAACUAGGCUCGGGGCACUUGAAGACGCACAUCGAGGUGUCAAACACUUCUAGCUCGCAACCGCUGAAAUUCAACUGGCUGUUCCACACCUACCUCAAGAUCGCGGACAUCGAAGACACUCUAGUGUCCAACCUAACGGGUGCCAAGCUUUACGACCAAAUGCUGCAGGAGUCCUACGUUGACAGACAGCCCGUGGUUUCGUUCCACGAGGAACUGGACCGCAUCUACCAAAGGGUGCAGGAGGACCGUCUAAUACAGGUCAUCGACAAGGGCCACCCUAUACACACCGUCAAGAGGCACAAUCUGCCCGAUGUCGUGACCUGGAAUCCAUGGGUCGAGAAGUCCAAGGGAAUGGCAGACUUCGAGCCCAAGAGCGGAUUCAAAGAGAUGGUAUGCGUGGAAUCCGGCCAUGUUCACAGCCUUCUGGAGCUACAACCAGGCCAGAGCUGGACCGCAUACCAGCUGCUCUACAAGGACGAACUCAACUACCAAGUGCUUUGA
Lachancea thermotolerans CBS 6340 is the source of this 891-nucleotide messenger RNA. RefSeq names its product glucose-6-phosphate 1-epimerase. Gene Ontology annotation, biological process: carbohydrate metabolic process. The transcript has a single exon. Gene Ontology annotation, molecular function: carbohydrate binding; isomerase activity. The coding region runs from base 1 to 891 and encodes 296 amino acids. The record is from RefSeq and is a predicted model, not a curated record. NCBI's taxonomy places the organism in Eukaryota, Fungi, Ascomycota, Saccharomycetes, Saccharomycetales, Saccharomycetaceae.